AUGGAUUACUGGGAAGUUGUUGAAUACGGAAAGAAUAAAAAUUAUAAAAAUCACAAUCAUUGUUAUAAUGAUGUAGUUGAUAUCAUUAUCGAUGAUAGAUGUCAACUUGAAAUCUUAAUAAAUAAUUUUGAUAAAUUUUAUCCAAGAAACCAAAUCAACAAUCAACAUAUUAUUUUUGGUGAUAAUGAUGGGUUACGAUCAGUUGGUAACAACAACGAUGGUGAUGAUAUUGUCAUUGAAAAAACUGAAAUUUGUAUAGAUCAGCAUCGUUAUGAUAUGCCUGGGAAAUACCCAAUUGAAUCCAAAUCAGAACAUGAAGAAAUGAUUCGUGAAAAAGAGAAGGACACUUAUAAUUAUCUUAACAAUGAAUAUUCAAAUAGUAGCUCAACAAUUAUAAAUUCAAGAAAAAAUCAAUUAAAACCCAAUCGGUUUCCAAAAUUCUUAGCACUCGAUAUAACACUUGGAAAUAAAAAUAUUAGCAAAUAUUUUGACAUGAAGCAAGAGGAUUGUGAUGGAUUUGUAUUACAUAAAAUCAUAUAUGAUGCAUUUAAUAAAAAUGCAGUAUAUUAUUUUGAAACAGAAUUUCGAAAUCUUGUAAAAUUUAUUCUAGAUUGUUCGUUGAAUUGUUGGAUAAACCAAUUCGGAAUUGUGGUGAUUUUAAAUGUAGACCCCAGAGAAAUGAGAAUGGUCCCUUUAACAGGAUUUAUAAAAAGCAUUCGCAAUAUUUGUGAUAUUCAUACAAUAGAUAUUAUCGUGAUAAGAGAAGUUACUGAAUCAAAUUUAGCUUAUACCAAACGUGAACUUCGAGAGGCCAGGGCUACAUUGUUAUUGGCUCGUAGAGAAACGAUGAAGGAUGCUUUUAUUUUACUUAUGGACCAUUUGUAUGAAUAUUAUAGCAGAUCAGGAAAAGGAGUAAUCAAAUUUUAUAAUAGGGACGAACUUUAUUAUGAGUUUACUAAUUUUUAUAAUCCAAUAAAGAAAAUAUCGAUAGAUGGUGCAGAUUGGCCAACUACUGAACAUUAUUUUCAAUCAUCAAAAUUUGAAAAUCCAACAAUUCGUAAAAAAAUUCAAUAUGCAAAAUCAGCAAGAGAAGCAUUUUCAAUUGCUAGAUCAUAUGAUAAAGAGAAAAGAGCAAAUUGGGAAUCGGUGGUGUCAGAAGACAGGAAGAUAUUCAAAGAGUUAAUUAUGAAAAAAGCAUUAAAGUGUAAAUUUUCACAAUUUCACUAUUUACGAUUUAAAUUACUUUCUACGUGUGGUGCUGAGAUAAUAGAACAUACGUCGAAUGAUAGGUAUUGGGGAGAUGGUGGGAAUGGUGAGGGAUUAAAUAGAUUAGGUCAACUAUUAAAAGAAGUCAGGUCAGAGAUUUUUCAAGUUGAGCGUGACAGAUUAAUUAAUGAAAACAAUGGAUUUAGAUGUCGGGAUCAAAGAUGGCUUGUGCAUGGAUUACAGUAUUUAAAUAACUUGAACUUUGACAGUGAUAAGAACAAUGUUAAUUAUAAUUGA
Messenger RNA from Entrophospora sp. SA101, 1503 nucleotides. Lineage: Eukaryota; Fungi; Glomeromycota; Glomeromycetes; Entrophosporales; Entrophosporaceae. The record is from the annotation of a GenBank genome assembly.